CGAAAUCACAAAAGUGUUCCCCUACCGGUCUUAGGUGGCCAAUAUGCCAAGAACAAGAAGAAGAAGAAGAGACAGACCAUGGCAAAAUCCAGGUCAACAAGCCGAAGCUGACGCAGACACAAAUGUGUGGAACCAGGGAAGUCAAACGAGCACCAGGGGUAGAAACCACAGGGAAUGGAGGCCACGUCAAAGAACAGAUUAUAGGGCACAGGGUCAACGAGCCAAUGAAGAUGCUGACACAAAUGUGUGGAACCAGGGAAGUCAAGCAAGUACCAGGGGUAGAAACCUCAGGGAAAGGAGGCCACGUCAAAGAUCAGAUUAUUCAACACCAGUUCAGAAUACACGGCCUUCCCGUCAGCAGGCGGUUGCUAGUACUUCCUCUGAAUCUUCUAGAAGUGCCAGUGAUGAAAACAGUACUUUCACCGCUGCUAGGACAGUCCCUCACAUUGCCUCAAGACCGUCAAGCUCUUCUCAAGGAACAUCUUCAGGAUCACGCCAGACCACAGCAAGAACAGAAUCUGACAUCCCAGGAUAUUACUACGAUGAGGAGUCUAAGAAUUAUUACAAAAUCUUGCCAGAUCAAAUGUCUGGGACCAGCUUCCUGACUAGGACGAAAAUAAGGGAGCAAAAUGCUGAAAAACAACGGCAGAUUGACGAGAAAGCUUUUCUGGAAAAUGACUCCCCAGAAUGUAUGUUUCAGUUCAGAAAUGUGAUCAAAUCAAGAGCCAGGCAUUUGCCGGGCAUUUUACAGGAUGUGCAAUGUGGACAGGUUCCAAUUAAUGAUCUGAAAACAUAUUUAUUGAGAAAACAGUGUGCCUCUCUCCUUCCCUCUGUUCAAGAAGCAGUAAAGGCGCAUGGAUCUAACUUUGUACCAGGGUCACUUCUGGAGCACACAGAAUGCAUGUAUCCUAAUUCAAAAUUUGACACCCUGUUGUGCAUGUGGACACUGAAGUCAUACGUCCCCCAGUACGCCCAAAUGAUGAAAGUGCAGUCUCAAGUCACACACCCUCAUCCAGAUGAAAGAAACAAACCUGUCCAGAGGUUGUCUCUCAGAGUCAUGGGCAAGCCGAUCCAUCCAAUGUUUCACAAAAUCUCCUGUUUGUGCUGGGCUCCGAGCCGAGGUAACAAAUGCCGAGCUGUCAUCGUGACGUCGUGCCCAUUCGGGAAAGAGUCAAGUGUUGCCACUGUGGUUAGUCUGGAUGAAGGACCCGAGCCCCCACACAUGCCUUCAAACACAGAUGUUCACGUUAGUCUCGGAGAGAAGCUGGUCUGGACAUGUGCUUGGAACGGCUGGAACCAGAGGGUGAGCAUCGGCACCCGUGGAAAUGCGCAAGUGAUAGAUGUCGUAAGGCGAAACAAAUGGGUUUUCAACACAUGUGGUGGGGAUCCCGUCACCCAGGAGUUUUCCUCUAAGCUGCCUUUUGAGCUGUACAGUGGAACAAAAAAGGGGCUUAUCAUCAGACAUGACUUGAGAGCCAACAACAGAUCUGAACCAGUGCAGAAGUGGAACCAGACUCACAGCCUGGCCUGCAUCAAACUCCAGAGAGACCCAAACUACUUCACUGCCAGCGAUAUCACCGGCAGGAUUUGCUCAUGGGACAAGCGUAUGAACAGAGUUGUACUGACGUAUGAAGGUCUUUUCAAUGAGUACCACUACCGUCCUUUUUUCUUUGAUGAGACGGAGUCCAUUUUGACAAGCACUGGUACAGAUAGCUACACAAAUGUCUGGGAUGUGCGCACAGCAGUUUUACUCCGAAGAAUCCCUCCUCCCAUCCAAGCCAGCAACGAGGGCUGGCCAAUGGCAGUGUUCUCCAGUUACUGGGGAGGAAUGCCGGGAAAAGGCUGUCUCAUCAUGGCUGUCAGAGAUCGCUUUGAAUUUUACAGAUAACACAAAGUGUUUUUCCAUUGAUGUCCACUUUUUUCUGCUUCAAGGGCGUAUUUGUGCUGUCUUUCAAAGUUCUGUAAAUUAGCUUUUUAACAGUCUUUUAUACUCGAGAAACUAUGAGUUUGUUUUAAGAUCAUCAUGCAGUUAAUAUCAUUUAUAUAAUUGCUUGAAACAGUUGGUGAAAUGAUAAUAUGUAGGUUUUCCAUUUGUCAACAUCUUGUGCAUGGGGAUUGUGAUCAUUUAUUGUGGAAUUUUUUAAAUUCACAAAUUGAGACAAAGUAGAAACUUAAUCAAGUUUUCUAAAUAUUUGUGACACCUUCCUAGUGUAUUUUACGUUCUAUCUGUGUGUGCUUAGAACAAUAUUAGACACAGAGAAAAUGUUUUGAACAUUUAUUUUUUAACUUUCCAAAUUUGUGGACUGAACAUAUAUCUACUUAUGUGGUGCCACAUUUUGGUGACAGUUUCAUUUAUUGAAAGCUAGAGAAAUCUACAAUAACAUUGGCUUUAAGACACACUUGCAUAAUAUUAGUUUCUUAAAAAUCGGUCCUAGAGUGGGCUUUUUCUGCCUUCUUUAGGUAAAGCUCAUUGCAUUUUCUUAUCAAGCUGUGUAUGAAAUGAAGGAUAGCGGCCUUGCACUGAAUUUCCUGACAAAUGCAAUUCGAAAAUGCCAACCUCAAAUUAUAUGAAUGGUUCUAAUUCGCAUCAUGAAUUAUUCUCUUGUUUGCAAACAAAAAUUUUCCCCAGUUUGAACAGACACUGUAAGUAAAGUAAUGUUGGCCAGUAGACUUGUUACAGUUGGUCCCACAAUUUUCUGUGGCGCAGCCAGAUACACAAACUAUGCUCAAUGUAAAACAGCUCAGCAGACGUGGUGCAACUGUACAUACCACGAUGUGUGGCUGUAAGCUGAAGUGUAAACGUCCUUAAACUUGUGAAUCAGUUAUAGCAACAACCACAAAGUGCUGGGGAAGUAGAAGAUCUGGUGAAAAACGUAUGUAAAGAAUCAUUAAAGUAGCUUUUAUGGGUAGGCAUUUUGUAGGUGAAAUGAGUGAGCUUUUGGCUUCAGUUGGGUAGUCAGACCAUAUGCAUGGAGGUGUGGCACGAUAUGUAGGCAGUCUAUCGGUAUUAAUGUCUUAAUGUUAUCAUUGGUAUGUAUAUAUUUUAAUAAAGUACACGUUAAUAAGUGUAUAUGUGUAUGAUGAACAGUGUACUUUUUAAAAUUGUGCACUGGAAAACUCAUUUCAAACAAACUUGGAUUCUGUGAAAUCUCAGAGCUAGGCAGUUCAGUGAAAAUCUCAAAUUGCUUGGAUAUGUAAAUUUACAAAAAUAGACUCAAAAAAGAGUCGUGCCCUCCAGAUAAUCAUGCUUUUUUUUAAUUGUGUAAAUAUCUUUAGUCAUGCAAAAGUUAUGAACAUUUUUGUGAUAGAAAUUUUGCCUUGAUUUGGUCCAUUUUUUGCUCUGAUUUUUGUGCCCGAAUUUAGACGCAUUUUAGACAAAGAACAAGACCCCCCAAAUGAGCAUGACAACGCGUUAUGUUACUACUGGCGAAGCUUGGCCAAGAAGGGAAACCUGGGUUUCUUAUGUUUAUGUUUCCUAUUGUCGCAAACAACUGUGGCUUUGUGCUUUUAUUAAUUUAAAUAUUUUUAAUAGUAUGCGGUAGCAAUGUGCAAGUGAAGUCUCAUGAAAAGGCAAAUAGUUUAAAUUUUACAUCAAUCUAAAACUUGCCUCAUGUUCUAAACAAAAUAUUUCCACUUCUGCUGCAUCGAUCUGUACAUGGGGGACACCAUUUUAAAGCUCAGGUUUUCCUCUUUAAAAAUGAUGUACUGAAGGUCAACAGGGCAGCGGAGCGGGGAAUCCCUCACGCACAUUUGCAUUCACUGAACUGCCUAGUUAUGAGGGUUUUUUUCUUAACAUCCCGGUUUCAUUUCCAUACAGCAUAACUACAAAACUACUGCUGUUUCAGUGGUGAAUAAAGUGUUCCUUUU
This is a messenger RNA of Aplysia californica (California sea hare), 3867 nucleotides long. Its product is annotated as DDB1- and CUL4-associated factor 4. Gene Ontology annotation, cellular component: Cul4-RING E3 ubiquitin ligase complex. Gene Ontology annotation, molecular function: protein binding. The coding region runs from base 44 to 1888 and encodes 614 amino acids. The record is from RefSeq and is a predicted model, not a curated record. Lineage: Eukaryota; Metazoa; Mollusca; Gastropoda; Aplysiida; Aplysiidae. The transcript is spliced from 10 exons.